Messenger RNA from Tricharina praecox, 1893 nucleotides. Its product is annotated as NADP-dependent oxidoreductase domain-containing protein. Lineage: Eukaryota; Fungi; Ascomycota; Pezizomycetes; Pezizales; Pyronemataceae. The transcript is spliced from 3 exons. The record is from RefSeq and is a predicted model, not a curated record. Gene Ontology annotation, molecular function: oxidoreductase activity. Bases 393 to 1427 code for a protein of 344 amino acids.
GGGUACUGUACUGCAUGUGCAGGCCCACGGAGGUACAUAUCACUCGCAAUGCAAGGUUGCAUUUGCGCUCGGCUAAGAAUAAGCGGGCUUAGAUACGUGUAACGUGAUAUCUUGGGGGCCGUAUGUAGCAACGGCAGCGCGUGAACCGUGCUUCUGUGCGGGAAAUAGGAUAGUUAUCGAUACAGGCUUACGGAGGUUUCGAUGCGAGGUCUCAUUUCCGCUCGGCUAAGCCGCGCGUGAACCGUGCCGCGCUGUGCGAGGAUCAGGAUCUGGGGAUGCGGAGAUGAUGUGAUCGCAUCUAUUACCUAUUGCGUACGGUUGCGUCACUGGCCCAAUGCUUCCGACUGAGAGGUCUUCACCGGUCCGCCCCGCCCUCCCUCCAAACCCACCAGAUGCAUAUCUACCGCCGUCUCAUGACCAUCAACAGACGAGGAUUCUCCGCUGAAAUAAGGCGACCAGGAACAAUGCGACCAGGAACGCCAUCUCCGCCUCCACCGCCGAGCCCCGUACCAUCGGAAGAAGCAGGACCAGCACCUUCCUUGACGCUCCCCGGUUCGCGGACACAUCCGCUCCUCCUGUACGGCACCGCCUGGAAAAAGGGUGCCACCGCCGAGCUCGUUACAACUGCACUCCGAACUGGAUUCCAAGGCGUCGACACGGCGUGCCAGCCCAAGCACUACCGCGAAGACCUCGUCGGCAAUGGUCUAAAAGAGUUCCUGAUGACCAGCGUGCGCGGGCAGCACACGCCGCGGGACACACUCUUCAUCCAGAGCAAAUUCACGUCGCCGGGCGGGCAGGAUCCGCGGAACUGUCCGUACAAACUAACGCUGCCGCUCGCGUCGAUGGUGAAGAUGUCGGUAACGACCAGUCUCGCGCACCUCGAUACGUACCUUGACGCGCUGCUGCUGCACUCGCCGAUGGAAACGCAUGCCGAGACGCUCGAGGCCUACCGCGUCCUCGAGGACUACGUGCGGCUCGAGAAGAUCUGGCAUCUGGGCGUCUCCAAUGUGGCGCUGCCAGAGCUCGAAAGGCUCUAUGAGGAGUGCCAGGUCAAGCCUGCGAUCGUGCAGAACCGCUUCUGGCCGGGAAAUAAUUGGGAUGUUGAUGUUCGCCGGUUCUGUAGAGACCAUGGAAUGGUCUGGCAGAGCUUCUGGACGCUCUCGGGGAAUCCGCAGCUGCUGAAGAGUGGUGUCGUGCAGAGGGUGGCUAUCCGCGUGCUGGAGGAUAGUGACAAGAAGGAGGAGGCGCUGUAUCUUCUGGUUCUCGCGCUGGGACGGGGCUGGGAGAAGGGCGGCGGCGUGGCGAUCCUGGACGGUACCACUAGGGAGGUCGCUAUGAAGAGUGAUUGUGAGGCGGCAGCGCUGGUUGGGGAGGUGAGCGACGCCGAAUUGGGGGAAUUCAAGGGGUUGAUCGGAGAGGAAGUCUAGGGGGCAAAGUUUUGAGCAAUGCCAAAGUGUGGGAAUUCAGGGGAGUGAUCGGCGAGGGAGAGUAGGGGAAGUUCCGUGUCCGUAUGGGCAUAUUCCGCGGCUGAAGGAUGGUGUUGGAAUCAUGCAGGACAGAAAAGAAGCAAUUGCACAAGUGCGAACCUGCGCACCUGCGAAACACAUGCACAUCCCUCUGCAUCGCACUUCUUAGAAGGGGUCUUUGAACUUUCUUUUGGCAUUAAAGCGGUUAUUCAGUUGGAUACUUUCUCUCCGAUCUCGCCACAGACUGCCGAUACUAGUAGAGUACUCUACUUGAUGUCAUACGGUGGCUUGAGCUUCAUUCAUUGGCCAACAUGUUCCAACAUGUUCGAAGUGAAAAUGCCGUGCGCAGCGUGCGAAUUACGGCGUGAGGGCUGAACUGGGUAAUUAAACGGCUGAUGUGAGUCACCCAUUUAUUCUACAAUCCUUG